Molecule: messenger RNA, 8041 nt
Organism: Ictalurus furcatus (blue catfish)
Lineage: Eukaryota; Metazoa; Chordata; Actinopteri; Siluriformes; Ictaluridae
Gene: ago1
Product: argonaute RISC component 1
Exons: 19
Coding region: 960-3536 (858 amino acids)
Molecular function (GO): RNA binding; protein binding
Source: RefSeq, a predicted model, not a curated record
CUCUACUGGUAAUUUGUUGCCUUCUAUUGGUAGCAUGCUAUGUCUAGUGGACACCAUUAAGGACCAAUAACGGUAAUGGUAAUGGUUUUAAUGGUUAUAUUAAGAACUGUACUGGUUUUAAUGGAAAUUGUAAUGGCCCCCAAGGGUCUCUACUGGCAAUUUGUUGCCUUCUAUUGGUAGCGUGUUCUGUCUAGUGGAUACCAUUAAGGACCAAUAAGGGUAAAGGUAAUGGUUAUAAUUGUCAGCUAAUGGUUUUUAAUGGUAUGUAUAGUGGAAAACGUUAGAAUUUCUGUGAAGGUUUCUAUUGUUUGUUUGUUUUUUCAACAGGGAAGCUAAUUUAGCAUUAUCUUUGGUGGCUCUGGAUGGAUGCAGAAGAUAAACAAAUGAAUGAAAGACUGAAUUAAUGAAUGAUUCCAGCCACUUAAACGUAAAGCUGUCACUUCCGACCACUAGAGGGCAGCACCAAGAAUGAGCCUGAUGAUGGAGAACACAUUUGAGCGCUCGAAGGAGGAGAAUGAGGAGGAGAAGAGGCAGUUGGAGGAGGAGGAGGAGGAGGAGGUUUCGGGGGAAACUGACUGACUGACUGACUGACUGUUCGACCGUUGUUUUUUUUUUUUGUUGUUCCUCUGGAGAGUCGUGUUUGAACGGUGAGCAGGAACAUAAACACACCGCCAGGAAGAAAACGGACGGAAAAAAAAAAUCCCCCAGACAACGGAAAUAAGACCGAGGUUCGUCCGCAGUCUGGAGAAGGAGAAAGCAACCGAAGAGGAGCUAUUGUGUUCGGGGUCCGUGGAGGGCUCCGACUGGGGGGUUCACCCGGGAGGGGGGCGGGAGAAGGAGCCACUAGGACGCCGAAGGAAGCAGCCUGAGAGUCGGAUACUCUUCCAGGCUCGCCGCCGUGGCGAUUUAACUAUUCAGAAGAAUAACGUUAAAGCCGCGGGGGAGCCUGAGUGAAUGGGAUGGAGCCGGGACCAUCUGGAGCUGUGCCCAUGGGGCCGUACCCCCCGCCCCUGCAGCAGGUCUUCCAGGCUCCCCGGAGGCCGGGGAUGGGCACCGUUGGGAAGCCCAUCAAGCUGUUGGCCAACUACUUUGAAGUGGAGAUCCCCAAAAUGGAUGUCUACCACUAUGAGGUGGACAUCAAACCCGAUAAGUGUCCUCGUCGAGUCAACAGGGAAGUCGUGGAGUACAUGGUACAGCAUUUCAAACCACAGCUCUUCGGAGACCGCAAGCCCGUAUACGACGGCAAGAAGAACAUCUACACAGUCCUGGCUCUUCCUAUAGGCAGCGAGAAGGUGGACUUUGAGGUGACCAUACCAGGUGAGGGGAAGGACCGGAUUUUUAAGGUGUCCAUCCGCUGGCUGGCGAAGGUGUCAUGGCGGCUGCUCCAGGAGACACUAGUGAGCGGGCGGCUCCAAGUCCCGCUGGAUUCGGUGCAGGCUCUGGAUGUGGCCAUGAGACACCUGGCAUCCAUGAGGUACACUCCGGUGGGCCGCUCCUUCUUCUCUCCCCCUGAAGGGUACUACCAUCCACUGGGAGGAGGACGAGAGGUCUGGUUUGGCUUCCAUCAGUCCGUACGGCCGGCUAUGUGGAAAAUGAUGCUCAACAUUGACGUGUCAGCCACCGCUUUCUACAAAGCCCAGCCCGUCAUCGAGUUCAUGUGUGAGGUCUUAGACAUCCGCAACAUUGACGAGCAGCCCAAGACCUUAACCGAUUCCCAAAGGGUUCGCUUCACCAAGGAAAUCAAAGGCCUGAAGGUGGAGGUGACGCACUGCGGUCAGAUGAAGAGAAAGUAUCGAGUCUGUAACGUGACGCGCCGUCCCGCCAGUCACCAGACGUUCCCGCUGCAGCUGGAGAGCGGGCAGACGGUGGAGUGUACAGUGGCGCAGUAUUUUAAGCAGAAGUAUAACCUGCAGCUGAAGUACCCUCACUUGCCGUGUCUGCAGGUGGGCCAGGAGCAGAAACACACCUACCUGCCCCUGGAGGUGUGUAACAUCGUAGCAGGUCAGCGAUGCAUCAAGAAACUGACCGAUAAUCAGACGUCCACUAUGAUCAAAGCCACAGCGCGCUCGGCACCGGACCGACAGGAGGAGAUCAGCAGACUGAUGAAGAACGCUAAUUUUAAUCUGGACCCCUACAUCCAAGAGUUUGGGAUCCAGGUGCGGGACGACAUGGCGGAGGUGACGGGCCGGGUCCUCCCAGCUCCCAUCCUGCAGUACGGAGGCAGGAACCGAGCUAUCGCUACCCCCAACCAGGGAGUGUGGGACAUGCGGGGGAAACAGUUCUACAACGGCAUCGAGAUCAAAGUGUGGGCCAUCGCUUGCUUCGCCCCACAGAAACAGUGUCGUGAGGAGGUGCUCAAGAACUUCACAGAUCAGCUGCGCAAGAUCUCGAAGGACGCCGGGAUGCCCAUCCAGGGCCAACCGUGUUUCUGUAAGUACGCGCAGGGAGCCGACAGCGUGGAGCCCAUGUUCAGACACCUUAAGAACACCUACUCCGGCCUGCAGCUCAUCAUCGUGAUCCUGCCCGGGAAAACACCUGUCUAUGCGGAGGUGAAGCGUGUAGGAGACACUCUCCUAGGAAUGGCCACUCAGUGCGUGCAGGUGAAGAACGUGGUGAAGACGUCACCGCAGACGCUCUCCAACCUCUGCCUCAAGAUCAACGUCAAACUCGGCGGCAUCAACAACAUCCUGGUACCACAUCAACGGUCCGCAGUGUUCCAGCAGCCCGUCAUCUUCCUGGGUGCAGACGUCACACACCCGCCAGCCGGAGAUGGGAAAAAGCCCUCCAUUACUGCAGUAGUGGGCAGUAUGGACGCACAUCCCAGUCGAUACUGUGCCACGGUUCGGGUGCAGAGGCCACGGCAGGAGAUCAUCGAAGAUCUCUCCUACAUGGUGCGCGAGCUCCUCAUCCAGUUCUACAAGUCCACCCGCUUCAAGCCCACCCGGAUCAUCUUCUACAGGGACGGCGUUCCUGAAGGGCAGCUACCACAGAUUCUGCACUACGAGCUACUGGCCAUCCGGGACGCCUGCAUCAAGCUGGAGAAGGAUUACCAGCCCGGCAUCACCUACAUCGUGGUGCAGAAGCGCCACCACACCCGGCUGUUCUGCGCCGACAAGUCCGAGAGGAUUGGGAAAAGUGGCAACAUUCCAGCAGGAACCACAGUCGACACCAGCAUCACACACCCCUUCGAGUUUGAUUUCUACCUGUGCAGUCAUGCAGGAAUUCAGGGCACCAGCCGGCCGUCACAUUACUACGUGCUGUGGGACGACAAUCGCUUCACUGCUGACGAGCUCCAGAUUCUCACCUACCAGCUGUGCCAUACGUACGUGCGCUGCACGCGCUCCGUCUCCAUCCCCGCACCUGCCUACUACGCCCGGCUCGUGGCCUUCCGCGCACGCUACCACCUGGUGGACAAAGAGCACGACAGCGGCGAGGGAAGCCACGUCUCGGGUCAGAGUAACGGCCGGGACCCCCAGGCUCUGGCUAAAGCCGUGCAGAUUCACCACGACACCCUGAGGACCAUGUACUUCGCCUGAGAGCCUCAGGCGUGAUGAUGAAGAGCCUCGUCACCUCCCUGCGCUCGAGCCAGUACACACUACAGAUCCCACGCACCUCAACAGAACUAACACAGCAUCGUGGCCUCAUCUGGCAGGCCUGAGCCUCGUUUACCUUGUUUAUUUGUUGUUGUUUUUUUGUUUUUUUUAAAGUGUAUUGUUGUUUACUACCUUCACACCGUGUAUGUAUGUAUGUAUGUAUGUAUGUAUGUAUGUUCGUAUGCAAUAUGGAGGAGAAGCAAUGGCACAACCCAUCCGAAGAUCUGACUUCCAUUAGGACGCUUCGUCUCGCAUCAGUGUUCAGCGGGGAAAACAAGCGUCGACACCUUUUCGUGUGGUUUUAAUUCUUGUUCUACAGACACUUUUUUUUUAUUUUUUAUUAUUGUGUUUUUAUUUUCGAACAGCCUUGAAUGAAAGAUUUUAGCACUUAGAGUUAGCUUUUAGACACCGUGAGCUAGGCGGUUACGUCUUUGUCUCUGUACUCCGGACCGUAGCACGCCGUGGAUGCUGGAGACGCAUCGUUGUGCCCAGCGCUCUCGAGUGUAGCCGAUCUUAUUUAGACAUGCCUCCGUAGUCAGGGGCAGCACUAGCGUAACAAUAGUUAGAGUGCGUUUAUAUGGAAGUCCAAAGGGGUCAUACAUUGUUUUUUUUUUUUUUGGUUUGUUUUAUUUUGUUUUUUUCCUCUGUCUCUUGUUCUUCCUUAGAUGUUUUUUUUCACUCGAUCAUCUAGGCAGCUUAAGCUCCACUGUAUGCCGCAUAGAUAAGGCUAGGUAUAAGGCUAAAGUGGUAGAUAUAGAGUUAAAGGAGUAGUUCGCAAUUUCCUCCAGAGCCCAAAUGUAGUCGAUUGGCCGAAACAUAUUUGAUGUCUGAGGUUCGCUUGCUUUUUUUAGUUUCGCACUGAUGCUCUGAGGCUAAUGUAGCUAAAACAAAUAAGGAAAGCUAAUAGCCUCCGGUUUAGCAUUGUGUAAACUGAAUGUCUAGAUCCCAAAUGGACAAAAGGACAUCACAGAUUCGAAACAAAACAAUAAGGAGGCGUGGUUUAAAGUUUAAAGGUGGGGGUAGAAUUGAUACCCUUAUAGGUCCAGCACAAAACUGAAGAAGCAAGCUUCUAAACGUGUCUUGGCCGAUUUGAAUAUAUUUGGGCUAAAGGGGAAAUUGGGUACGUUUUUAUUUUUGGACGUGCUGGGUUACACGUUCAAAUGUUUUCCCCGUGUCCAUGUGGAUUUCCUUCUGGUUCUCCAGUUGAUUUGGAUACUUUUAAUUGCCCCUUGGUCUGUGAUAGACCGGUGUAGCAUCCCGUUCGACAUCUUGGUAUUACAAAUCAGAGAAAAAAAAAAAAACCCACAUGGCCUCUAUGGACUUCCAUACAUUUAAGAUAAGUUACUUCUAUGUGCGCAACACAGAAACCAGCAUUCUGAACCAGCCAAAUGUGAUGCCAUCCAUUCAAAGGGGCACUUAUCUUUUGGAAACGUGCAUCUGUUUCAGACAGACUGCGUCUGUAUGUGAGGAAACCGACCGUGCAGCAUUCCGACACUGCAGAUAAAUAACAGAGACGCAAGAUCACACACAAAUCUUUCCUUCCUAUUCCACAAGAGCCUUCCAGCAUCUCUAAACUGGUCUGUACACAAAGCAAUACACACAGCCGUGGUGAGCGCUCUCUGCUCACGCUGCACAUUCCACACUGCGAGAAGGACGUGACACACUUCCCCUCCCGCCUUCUCUCGUUCUCACACUAACUCAAAGGACACAGGAACAUGUUUUUUUUUGUAUCAACCAUGUAGCUACCCACCACCUUCUCCUACGUAGAAAUGCGAAAGCUCUGCCAUCAGGUCAGGUCAUGCACAACCCACCCGUCUUCUCCGACAUCCCACACACACACACACACACACACACACAGCCUUAUGAUUACAAAGCCCAAGUCGCAUCCUCCCACGUAGCAGCCAUGACACACACACACACACACACACACACAUAUACUUACAUAUCUGCCUGGAUUUCUACCUGAUGUGUACCAUGUACACAGGAAUUGAUGUUACGGAAGGUUUUUUUUUUGUUUUUUUUUUUACCCAUCCAUGUCAUUGUGGUUUUAUGUAUUGCAUGUUUAAAUUGUGACCGAAUCCUCAGUAACCAUGCUCCCUUCAUUUCUAUGCCGUAAAUUGUUCUUAUUAAUUGUAACUGCACUUGUUGCCCCUUGGUUGCCACCAAGGGGUCACUGUAAGGGGGGGGGGGGAGUGGGGGGUGAAUUCACUUUCACUUGUUUUAGCCUCAAAAGCACCUCAAAACAAAAUGUAACAUCACACACACAUGGUCCAUUGAAAUUUCAAAGGGAUCUUGGUAUGUAACGGUUGAAUAGGUUUACUUUUUUAAAUGAGUAUUAUGUUUCAGCCAACAUCAACUCGAAAUGUAUUUAUAACUUGAAAUGGCCUCUGAUGGUUGGGCCUAUGGAAUUGUGAGAGCUCUGAUCCGAUCCGAUCCGAUCCAGCAGUUUUAUAUCAUGAUGCAGUACUUAACUCACAAGUCAAAGGAGCCUCAAGUAGGGGGAAAAGCCCCUUAGACCCAAAGAGAAGGAACUGGAGAUCUAACUUGACUCAGCCUCACUGUAAAAGCAAUACAAAGCCACUGCAAAAGAAACAGCCCUUAUCUGAGCACUUCCCAAUAGGCUGAUUUGGAAGUACACGUGAACAAAGUUAUUUUGGCUCUGUAUGUAAUAGUGUUGGGGAGGGUUAUUUUUUAAAAGGAAAUAAAAGUUGUUUUUUAUGAAAUUACAAUGUGUCUUGUAAAUAUCAGCCAAUAACUGAGUUUAGAAUUGUCUCCAGAGGUGUGUUUGACAUCACAAAGGAUGUCAGUAAUGAAGCAGGAUCUCAUCAAGCUUCUGUUGGUAAUUUAUGCGAAAUAUAAGACCAAUCUGUGUGUCCUCUAUUCAACUCCCAGUAGAACUGUAUCAGCAAGGACCCAGGACCUGCUGGAGAGAUUAUAUUUCAACAGUUGGCAUGGGAACAUCUGGGGAUCCCUCAGGAGGAGCUGAAAUCUGUAGCUGGGCUGUUUUUCUCAAUUUAACAAUCUGGGAAAAACUUGGAGUAGGGCUGCUGGUCUUCUGAAGGGAAAGGAGACAGGUGAGGUGGUUCAGGGCAGGGGUAGCUCAGUGAUAAAGGCAUCGGGCUACUGGUCAGAAGGAUGUGAAUCGUGGCGUCUCAAUUGUAAAGCCAAAUGAGCUAAAUGUAAAUAGUUACGAGGAUGCCCACUGGAGGGAGAUCCCGGGGAAGACCCUGCUGGAAAGGUUAUACACUAUAUUGUAUAUUACUAUAACAGCAAAGAGGGCAUUAAAUCUGGAAUGGGGAUGUUCCAAAAGCACAUAUGGGUCAGGUGUCCACAUACUUUUGGCCUUAUAGUGUACUCAGUCGGUUUGGGAUCGUCUGGCGAUUCCACUCUAGUAGCUGAAAUCUGUGGCAGGGGACAUGGAAGCCUUGGCUGACCACCUCAGCUAGACUGUCUGGGCCUCAGAGUCCUCAGAGACCCCAGGGAAGACCCAGGACCGGUUGGGGAGAUUAUAUAUAACAAUUGGCUUGGAAAUCUCACAGGAAUCCCCUGGGAUAGGCUCCAAGGUCCCUGAGAUCCUGCAUAGUAAUGGGUAAGCAGUAGACGGAUGGAUGGAUGGAUGGUAGUGUUUUGGUUUGCUGAUCAUGCCAAUGGUUUGAUGGAUAUGAUUUCACCAUUCUGGAAGAUUGUAGUGAGCAAGAUUGUAGUCAGGUCUUUCUUGAAGCACUAAUAAACACACUAUAAAUGAUAAUAUUUCUCAUAAUAUAACUGUCUAUGACAAAAAGACGUACAUUUACUUAAAUUACUUGGGGGGGAAAAAAACCCUGAACAACUGAAGAGGGGAAAAAAGUUUAUUUCCUCUGACGUAUGUUUCUCUUCAUUUUGCUACACCCUCCCCCUCUCCCCCCCAUAACCGCUCGUCUGCUGUCGACCAAUGAACGCUCACCUCUCAGGGGUUCCUAUGUCGUCACUAGAUUACUGACCAAUAAGCUCGCGGGUUUUAGAGGCUCUCGCGCGUGGACGUUAGACUGUCGACCAAUCAGCGUCCAGCUGUCAAACGUUGCUGCGUCGGUCGUCAUAGAUUAACGCUCUCACCAUAUUUAGCCAGUCAGAGCCCCCGAGGAGGCGAGCGAGUCGGUGCUUGAAAACCGGCCUGGAAAAGCAACAAAAACGGUUUCUGGACUUGACAUCUUGACACCGCUUAACGACGAGAUAAAGUGUCGGGAAAAAACAACAACCUGAGACAUUUUAACAGCUAUUUGGUUUGUUGAGAACAGCCGUGUUUCGGAUGGGAAUUUCGGCUAAGCGAGCUGGCUCGCUGGCUAGCUAAGUUAGCAUGGCACCAAGCUAGCUAAACUUUUAGCUACUUCGCGAGCGCAGACGCGAGUCAUUCUUGUCACGAACAAAUUUAUUUUAUUUUUUUUUUGGAAUAAAUAAAAAAUGUUUCCCUC